UAAAGUCGUUUGAUCUGCCCAUACUAAUGUUCCAAAUGUUUAUGGAUACAAUCCUGCAGAGUAGAGCAACAUCGUGGUAGGAGUGAAAGUUCAGCUGCUCGGCCUGACAGACAAUCACUUCAAAUGGAAAUGGCCAGAACCUUUCCAGGAAUUUUUAAUAAAGGCAGAGGAAAGAGACGCUUUUCAGCAACAAAUGUUAUACCUGCCAAAAAGAUAAAGCCCCUUGAAGUGUCUUUCUACUUGCUACCAAAGCAGUAUGACAAAACUCCAAGUGAGAAAGAGAAACUGAUCCAUAUGCAGGCAGGACUGGGUCCAAGGACUGCUCAUCUGGAUGAGAGCACAACAUAUGAAGAGUUAUGUGAUGCCCUCAAAGUUAUAUAUCCAAAGCUGAGAUCAAUUACUGGUGGAUGGCUGCUAUAUAAAUCAGCAGGAGGAUGGGGUAGCCGAAAACUCUCUCUUGUGUCACCUGAUGACACUGGAUACACAGGCAGACUGUUAAAGUCUGCAGGUCGUGCAGGUCAAAAUCUGUUCAUAGUCCCCAUUCAAGAAGAACUUUCCACAAGUCCACUACAUCUAACUGAUGAAGCAUUCAGUAGCAUGGCGAAGGCCACAUGCCAAAAGUGUGGAGUAGCUGUUCCUCUACAGCUUCUUAAGGAUCACAUCAACUCUUGUUUAGUCAUUGAUGUUGAUGGUGACCAGCCUGAUAUGGAUGGCUGUCAUCCUGCUGAGAUAAAAUUGUAG
Molecule: messenger RNA, 741 nt
Organism: Archocentrus centrarchus (flier cichlid)
Lineage: Eukaryota; Metazoa; Chordata; Actinopteri; Cichliformes; Cichlidae
Exons: 5
Coding region: 124-741 (205 amino acids)
Source: RefSeq, a predicted model, not a curated record